AUGGACAAUUCGAUCCAAUAUAAAUUAUAUAAUACUAAAAAAACAAGAGAAGCAGACAGAGAUGAUGAAACAUCAAAUACUUUCUCUAGUAAGAGAUUUCAUUCAGAUUCGUAUCCAGUUGAAUUUCACAAUAAUGAACAAUUUCCUAACGAUCUUAAUACAAAUUCCAUUACAGAAUUAGAAGAUUCACAAAAUAUCUCUUCAUCUUCAGAAUCCAAUCACAUAACAAAUCAAAUCUUAUUAAAUCAUCCAUCAUGUCAAUUUCUCCCAGAUAAAAAAUGGCUUAAUUGUCAAUAUUAUGACUUAGAAAAAACAAAAAUCAAAAGACCAAAUGAAAUUGAAAAUGAAAUGGAAGAUCCUCCUGAAAUUAAUAAUAAGGAGAUAUUAAAUCGUAUUCAAGGUUCAAUUAUUGGAAUGGCAUUAGGUGAUGCCCUUGGUGCCCAUGUUGAAUUUCGACCACGAUCAUAUUUACUUGAACAUCCAGUUAAUGAUCUACAAGGAGGAGGAACAUGGGGUCUUGAAAUAGGACAAUUUACUGAUGAUACAUCAAUGGGAGUUUGUUUAGCAAAUUCUUUAAUUGCUCGUCAUGAUUUUAUUCCAUAUGAUCAAUUAGUUCGUUAUCGUUGGUGGCAUAUCCAUGGAUAUAUGUCAUCAACAGGAAAAUGUUUUGAUAUUGGUUCAGCUACAAAACAAUCAUUAGAAAAAUUUGGACAAAAACAAAAAAUAUUUGCUCAAGAAAAUAAUAUUCCAUUACAAGAAAUUGAUUAUCUUUCUGAUGCUGAACUUUUAAAGCAUUUUGAUGUUUAUUGUAGCGUAGAUGAGGUAGCAGGAAAUGGAGCUCUUAUGCGUCUUGCACCUGUACCAUUAUUCUUUUAUGAACAACCAAUUGAAGCUAUUGAAUAUUCUGGAAUUAGUGGACAAAUAACUCAUGGUGAUAUAAAAGCUUAUGAUGCUUGUCGUUAUUAUGCUUCGUUAAUUGUUGCUGCACUUCAUGGUGAAACUAAAGAAAAAUUACUUGAUAAAGAUUUUUAUUUAAAUCAUAAACAAUGGUUUAAAGAAAAAGAUCUUCAUCCAGAUAUUAUGGAAAUUUCUCAAGGUUCUUUUAAAAAACCGGGAGGAUAUAAUGAUGGUAUACGAGGAAAAGGAUAUAUUGUUAAUGCACUGGAAGCUGCUUUAUGGGCUUUUUGGUCAGAUGAAGGCUCGUUCAAAAAAGGUGCUUGUGCUGCUGUUAAUCUUGGUGAUGAUACUGAUACAACAGCUGCUAUUUAUGGACAAUUAGCUGGAGCAUAUUAUGGAUAUAAUAAUCUUCCAUCAGAAUGGAUUGAAAAAAUUUAUGCGAAGAAAUUUCUUCAAAUAUUAAGUAAAUGGAUUGCUUAUGAAGGACAAUUAUGGACAUCACGAAAUUUUCCUCCAUCCACUACAACAUCAACAAUAACUUUACCAUUGGACAAUAAACAUACCAUAAUACCAUCAUCUCCAGAAAAAUUACAAGAAUCUUCACCUUCGCAAAAAUUACAAGAGUCUUCAUCUUCAGAAAAAAUACAAGUAUCGUCAUCUUCAAAACAUAUAGAUGAAAACAAAUCUAAUUAUUCAAAAACUUUUCCAGUUCAUUAUGAAAAAUCUCCACCUAAUAAUUUUUAUCGUGAAAUUCCAAUAAUUAAAGAAAAUAAUUCUUAUCAUGAGGUUCCAGUAAUUAAAGAGUCAACAUCAAUUUCACAUGGUAUUCGAUCCAAACAUGAUAAUGUAUCGUUUAAGAGAGAAGAAAAUAAUUCUUAUCAGGAGAUUCCAAUUGGUAUAGGAUCCAGAUAUGAUAAUAGAUCGCCUAAACGAGAAGAAAAUAAUUAUUUUCAUGAAAUUCCAAUUGAUAUAGGAUCUAGACAUGAUAAUAGAUCGUUUAAAAGAGAAGAAAAUUUUACUAAUCAUAAUACUUUUUCUUCAUAUUCAAAUAAACAUGAUCAAUCAAGUUAUAAAUCAUCAUCAAAUCGUCGAAAUAAUAUGGCAACUUGGAAUGAUAAUGAUAUUUAUGAGUGGCUUCAAUCAUUAGGUGGAGAUUAUAAAGUUUAUGCUGACCGUUUCAAGAAGGAAAAAGUUGAUGGAUUUCAACUUUUCAUGUAUUUUAAUAGAUAUACUUUAAUUAAACUUGGAAUUACCAACGAAAAUCAUCAACAAAAGAUCCUUGAUGAUAUUCAACGAUUGAAAAACUUACAUAUGAGUGCAUUCUAG
This is a messenger RNA of Adineta steineri, 2223 nucleotides long. The record is from the annotation of a GenBank genome assembly. NCBI's taxonomy places the organism in Eukaryota, Metazoa, Rotifera, Eurotatoria, Adinetida, Adinetidae.